Messenger RNA from Peronospora matthiolae, 1104 nucleotides. The record is from the annotation of a GenBank genome assembly. Lineage: Eukaryota; Oomycota; Peronosporomycetes; Peronosporales; Peronosporaceae.
AUGCCUGCCGCUUUUUCAUCAGAUGGCCAUCUGAUGAGCGUUUUGGAGCGUCCACAAGCGUGUGGAUGUACUACGAGUGAGUGCGAUGGCCUCACUUGUGGUACGGUCGUUAGUACGACUGCACAAAACCUUAGUGUAACAAACGGUUACACUUCGGAGCAAAGUUCCGGCGGCUGUGAGGAAACACAGGCUGCGCCGAAGGUCCACCACUCGAAUAAGUCGGGUGGACUGGGACAAAGAUGUAUCCCUAGCGGGGAACAUCUAGAAGAGAAACAAUCGAUCGCUCAGGUUAAGCGAAACGAUAAUCCUAGAUCGACUGGAGAGUCUUUCGUAGAGGAUCUCGCUGUGGUUGCGCAACCCCAGCUAGAGGAAGUAAAGGGAAUAAGUCCCAAGAUUACAAAUACGGCGGAAAUAAGUUCCCCGAAACCCGCGGGAAUAAGUCCCCGGGAAGACGAAGGAAUAAGUCCUUCGAAGCCUGAGGGAAUAAGUCCCCAGGAAAUGAAAGAGACAUUGAAUGUCAUAGUCAAUGACGGAUCAAGUGUAGGCGCUUAUACACUUGAUCUGAUUGCGCCUCCGAAGUUGACUUCGGAGAUCACUCAGUUGCCAACGCUCGAACAUAAAAGGUUCUUGCGUGAUCUGCGUAGUGGCAAAAUCAAGCAGAUCUGCAUACUCGUCACUGACGACGAGUGUGUAACCGACAUAAGGUCAGCAACAGUGUUCACUGAGAACGAGAGAGUUCUCAGUAGUUCAUCUAUGGACGAAAGUGUCCUAGAUGAAAAGACACGAAUUGAGCGAUAUGACUCCCAAUCGUGGGAAUCGCUCAAGAAAAAUCCUCUCUAUGAAGAUUUGGUUGAAUUCAAGGAUGUAUUCCCUGAAACUGUUCCGUGCGAAUUACCGAAGGAUAAAGGUAUUCGACACGAGGUCGAGCUUAAACCAGGCUCGAAGUACUGUGUCAUGAAGCAGUGGCCACUGCCUCGUGAACAAGUACUUGCGAUCGACAAGUUCUUUGCCGAUCGUUUAGCUGCGGGCCAUGUGGGGAAUCAACUUCCCCACAUAGCUCUCCGACCUUCUGUGUGCGAAAAGCAACAGGAGGGUGGCGGAUAG